CCUUCUCUCCCCUUCCCAGACUCGCAACCUACAAGGAGAGGAUCGGGCGGGUUGCCGCUCUGUCGGGGCGCCGCUGCGCUUUGCACAGCUUUUGGCAAAGCCAGCCGGGCAGCACAUGCGAGCUGCGCUCUGCUCUCUCUCUCUCUCUCUCUCUCUCUCUCGGAUCUCCCUCCCUCUUUAGAAAUCGCGGGGGGAGGCGGCGGAGGCUUUGCAAGGCCGGACGAACCAUGGGGGGGCCCGUGGGCUUGCCCGCCCUCCCUCCUCCUUGCAGCCCCCACCCCUUUCCUCGGCGUCUUUAAGCAGCGGCGGCAGAAGGAGGAGGAGAAGGAACGGCGCGCCCGGGCGCAUCGGCGAGGAAGAGGAACGCGCUGCUGCUGCUGUUGGCGGCGGCGCCCUGGCCAUGGGGCGCUUCUUCGCUCCCGGAGGAUGAGGUGGAGGUCGGGACUGCGGCUCCUGCGGCGCCGGGAGUUGCCCGCUGGCUCCCGAUGAGCGACUGGAAGGCGGGGAAACGGCAUCGGAGGAUGGCGGCCGGUCUCCUGGCGUGCAAAGGCCCCCGCACCCGGCUGCCGGUGGGCGCCAGCGCCCUGGGCUUCUUUGUCCUCUGCUGGCUGUACAUCUUCCCCGUCUACCGGCUGCCGGACGAGAAGGAGGUCGUGCAGGGAGUCCUGCUGCAGCAAGGCAGAGCCUGGCGGAGGAACCGCAGCGCCGUGGCCGGAUUCAGGAAACUACUGAAAGAUUGCUGUGACCCUGGGCGCUUCUUUGCCAUGACUAAAGAGAACUCUCCGGUGGGGAAGAACCUGUGGUAUGACGGGGAAUUUCUGUACUCCUUCACCAUCGACAACGAAACCUUCUCCCUUUUCCCAAAGGCAACGCCAUUCCAGCUGCCAUUGAAGAAGUGCUCUGUGGUAGGAAAUGGUGGGAUUCUGAAGAACAGCGGCUGCGGCAGACAGAUAGACCAAGCGGACUUUGUCAUGCGAUGCAAUCUUCCACCUCUCACCAGUGAAUACAGCAAGGACGUUGGGUCCAGAACUCAGCUGGUAACUGCAAAUCCCAGCAUAAUUAAGAAAAGGUUCCAGAACCUUCUUUGGUCCCGAAAAGCCUUUGUGGACAGUGUUAAAGUCUACAACCAGAGCUACAUCUAUAUGCCGGCCUUCUCCAUGAAAGCGGGGACAGAGCCCUCUCUCAGGGUCUACUACACCCUAGCAGACGUUGGCGCCAGGCAAAAGGUGAUUUUCGCCAACCCAAACUUCUUGCGCGACAUCGGAAAGUUCUGGAAGAACAAAGGAAUCCAUGGAAAGCGGCUGUCGACGGGCCUCUUCCUGGUCAGUGCAGCCCUGGGUUUGUGUGAAGAAGUAACGAUUUAUGGGUUCUGGCCCUUUUCGAUGGACCUGCAUGGGAAGUUUAUCAGUCACCACUACUACGACAACAUCUUGCCGGAUUCGUGGUUUCACGCUAUGCCGGAGGAAUUCCUACAGCUGUGGUUUCUCCACAAAAGUGGCGUGUUGCGAAUGCAGCUUGAACAUUGCCAAGCGUGAGAACCUGGGAGAACCUGGGUCUGAGGGAGUUGGUCUCGCCAAACGAACAAACUGGGGAAAGGCUGCGGGGACUCAAAACCCAACCUUAAAAUGGGAUUUGCAUGGAAUGCUACAAUAACAAUUGCUCCAUUGAUAACUUGAAGAUGGACAGAGGAGUCGGAGUCCUCACGGGCAGUGUUUCAUGAGGUGAUUGGUGGUUAUCUCAGCAAAAUGGCGGGAUUUGACUGGGUGUUGCCAACGUUGCGACUCAAGAGCGUCAAGCAGUUUGAAGAGGGGUAGGGGUAACAAAGGGCUUUUGCUGAGUAUUUCAUAUUGCUCAGAUUUAAGACUGGCAACCCAUUCAAUUGGGGAUAUGGUUUCCUUUUGGUUUCCUUUUUUUUUUGUUUCCAAAGCUGGAUUUUGAAAGGUGCCUGGAGUCAACCAUUCCUGUUUCUUUCAGGGAGUAUUGAACAAGUCAUAGGACAGUGCCAAUUUUUCUCUCCUUUUUUUGUUUUGUUUUGUUUUGUUUUUAAAGAAAAUGACAGGUUACUCCUUUCAAUAGCAGUAUUCUCCAGUCCUUGUAGCAUAAACUGGGAAACCUUUUUUUUAAAAGAAAUGUGAAUGUUUUUUAAGCAAAAUAUUUAUUUUUUGAUGAAACAAUUGCCCGGUCUUUCCACACAGGCCUAUUGCUGUAAGGUAAUAGCUGCUGUUGAGCAGUCCAGAUUGCUCUUGGUCAUGAAACCCAAACCUAUUUGAUCCCACGGUGCAGAACUGGGCACAAUUCUGAGCUGGCCUCGCAUUGUCAAAAUGCCGAGUACCUGCACAUUUGAGGAGCAAGAAUCUGGCCUGGUUGAUAGACCCUGGGCAGUCAGUUCCUGUUUUUGUAGACACUUAACUGGAAGCCAAUUUUGCAAUGCCUGAAAGUUGCGUGCUGGGUUUCCAGUAUGGGCUUCAUCCUACAUUCCUUUGCAUCCCAGGCCCACCAAGAAGGUGGUGCAUUGUACUUAAGAAUCAGAACUGCUGUUCAGACUUUGGGGAGGAACCACAGGUUCAAUCUCCCAGGAUCUAUCUCUCCGAAACAGAGGGUCCUAGGUCGCAGUAGGAAAGGACCUUCUUGUGUGAAACCCGCAAAGGUGGCCUGGCCAUGUAUAAUGCAAACUUCACUUUGCAAUUGCAACUUUCUUUUGUUCAUGUCAAUGCUGUCUUAUUUUGACCAUGGUUUGUGCUUAACCCAAACAUUAGCCAUCUCAUUCCUUCUCCCUGGCCACCCCCAGCAAAAUGACGGAGCUGAUCGAUUCAGUUUAUAUAUGUGAACUUUGUAGCUGCAGUGAGGAGCCGUAAGCCAAGACUGAUGGUUUUCUCAUUGCAACACUUUGCCUAAGUGUCAGAUGGGCGCAAGCUGCCAAUGAUGAUGUCACCUGCAUAUUUCCAGCCCUUGAAUACCUGCCAUUCAUUUCAGCGGUGCUUGCAAAGGGGGAAGCGUUUCGGUGAUUUCUUCAUACUGGAAAACAGCCACGUCUAGGGUUCGUCAAACUAAUAAGACCCUGAGCGCGAGCAGACGGUUAGACAAAGCUAAGGGCUUAUUCCCAGAAAUGCAUGUAAGUCAGGUGCAAGCAGGGCAAGAAAACUGCUCCCCAAAAUUCCCAGUUUUGCGUCUGCAAAUUAUGGUGUUGAAUACUUUCCAGUAUUCUCUGGAUGCUCCCAUAUUUUCCGAAUCUCCACUGAAUAUUAAUUAGGGAUUCAGCCUCUGAUAAAGAAAAACAAAGAGCAUAUGCUUCCCCGCCCUCACAAUAAAAAAAUAUAGCUUUAUUCAUGUGCAGAAUUAAGCAACCAUUUAUUUAGUUUCGCUUGAUCUAAAUCUGCAUAUGAAUAAAGCAUUACUUUUGGAUGAAAGGGUGUAUUUUAAGAUGACAUAUGCUACAGUAGGUGCCACCUUAGAAGUGAUGUUUUUAUUCUUUAAUUUUCUUACUACAUUCCUCCAAGGAGCAUACAUGGUUCUACUCUUCCCAACUUUCACCCUCGCGACAACCCUGUGAGGUACGUUAAGCUGAAAGACUGUCACCAGACCAAGGUCACGCAGCGAGCUUUAAGGCUGAGUGGGGAUUUGAGCCCUGCUCUCCCAGGUCCUACUCUGACACGCUUUCUAGUGUGCAUGGGUCCUCUGUGUGCAAGUGACAGAGGCAUGCCUCUUCUAAGUAGUUAUAACAAAAAUAACUAACUUU
Messenger RNA from Podarcis muralis (Common wall lizard), 3736 nucleotides. It is a transcript of the gene ST8SIA1, whose product is annotated as ST8 alpha-N-acetyl-neuraminide alpha-2,8-sialyltransferase 1. Gene Ontology annotation, biological process: N-glycan processing; oligosaccharide metabolic process. Gene Ontology annotation, molecular function: alpha-N-acetylneuraminate alpha-2,8-sialyltransferase activity. NCBI's taxonomy places the organism in Eukaryota, Metazoa, Chordata, Lepidosauria, Squamata, Lacertidae. The record is from RefSeq and is a predicted model, not a curated record.